Messenger RNA from Triticum aestivum (bread wheat), 736 nucleotides. RefSeq names its product NADH-ubiquinone oxidoreductase chain 1-like. Gene Ontology annotation, molecular function: NADH dehydrogenase activity. The record is from RefSeq and is a predicted model, not a curated record. NCBI's taxonomy places the organism in Eukaryota, Viridiplantae, Streptophyta, Magnoliopsida, Poales, Poaceae. Bases 266 to 637 code for a protein of 123 amino acids. Gene Ontology annotation, biological process: aerobic respiration. Gene Ontology annotation, cellular component: membrane; respiratory chain complex I. The transcript has a single exon.
UUCGAAGUAACGUAACAUGAGCACCAUCUUCAAAACUUCUCGGGAUCCGGAGUUUUUCGAUAAAAGGUCCCAUCCUUCAAUAUCAUGAUUGGGUCAACCAGGCCAGAUCAUAAGUGAAAUAGUUUGAUCGGGUCGACCAGGUCAGGCCCGAUCAUGAGUGAAUAGAAAAUCGAAAACGUACAUAGCUGUUCCAGCGGAAAUACUUUGUUUAAUUCUACCACUUCUACUAGGAGUAGCCUUUUUAGUGCUAGCUGAACGUAAAGUAAUGGCUUUUGUGCAACGUCGAAAGGGUCCUGAUGUAGUGGGAUCGUUCGGAUUGUUACAACCUCUAGCAGAUGGUUUGAAAUUGAUUCUAAAAGAACCUAUUUCACCAAGUAGUGCUAAUUUCUCCCUUUUUAGAAUGGCUCCAGUGGCUACAUUUAUGUUAAGUCUGGUCGCUUGGGCCGUUGUACCUUUUGAUUAUGGUAUGGUAUUGUCAGAUCCGAACAUAGGGCUACUUUAUUUGUUUGCCAUAUCUUCGCUAGGUGUUUAUGGAAUAAUUAUAGCAGGUUGGUCUAGUAAGACGGGGGGCGGCCGUUCGGUCGCCUAUGAUAUACGGACCAAUUGGUCAAAAAUGGGUUUGUGCCGCAGGUGUUGAACGAUCUACUCUACACAGGUGUGGGCUUACAGGGCUAGGGCUCAUAAACCCUUUCUUUCAUUCAUCAAGGGGUCGGUCACUUUUCCGGGCCGGGAUCGA